Molecule: messenger RNA, 1343 nt
Organism: Peromyscus maniculatus bairdii (prairie deer mouse)
Lineage: Eukaryota; Metazoa; Chordata; Mammalia; Rodentia; Cricetidae
Source: RefSeq, a predicted model, not a curated record
CGCAGACGCCCCGCACCGGCGCAGCUGCAGCCCAAAGCGUCGCCUGGAGCUCUAGACGGGAGGAAAAGAGCCCAGGUGUAUAGCCGAGGGCCUGAAGUGGGGCCCCGAGCCGCGGGACAGCCACGGCAGCAGCAGUUUCGGGGGGACUCAGCUUCCGCAGGAGGCCCAGCCUGGGCUAACGGUUGGAUCUGGUCACUUGAACUCAAGAGUUUAGUGAGCCCCAUGAUGCUGCCUGAAAAUGCCAGCUCCACCUCCUGACCACAGACCACAGCCUUGUUCCUACUUUGGGGCUGGACCGUUGGUGAGGGUACCUCCGUCAUCCGCAGACCUUGCCAGGGAGCUGCCGUCCUGCUGCCGCCAUGGCGCCAGGGACUGGACGCUGGGGCUGCCUGGUGUUGGAGGUGGCCGCUGCCCUGACCCAGCUCACGAGGACCCCUGGUUGCUGUGGAUCCCGGAUUAUCGGGGGCCAUGAAGUGACGCCACAUUCCCGGCCCUACAUGGUCUCUGUGAGCUUCGAGGGCCGUCACCACUGCGGAGGCUUUCUGCUCCACGUCCGCUGGGUGGUGUCAGCUGCCCACUGCUUCAGAGACAGGGACCUGUCCACUGGCCUGGUGGUGCUCGGGGCCCAUGCACUGCUCAAAGCGGAGCCCACACGACAGGUUUUUAGCAUUGCAGCUCUUGUCCAGCAUCCCAGUUACCAGCCAGCCACACAGGCCAACGACAUCUGCCUGCUAAGGCUGAACGGCUCGGCCGUCCUCGGCCCUGCUGUCCGCCUACUGCGCUUGCCACGGAGAGGGGCCAGGCCACCCUUGGCGGGGACGCGGUGCCGUGUGUCUGGCUGGGGCUUCACGUCUGACUUUGAGGAGCCUCCACCGGCGCUGAUGGAGGCCGAGGUGCGCGUGCUGGACCUGAGUGCUUGCAACCGCUCCUGGCAGGGCCAGCUGAGUCCUGCCGUGCUCUGCACCCGCAGCGGGGACCGCCGGUGGCGUGGCUUCUGCUCGGCAGACUCUGGGGGGCCCUUGGUCUGUGGGAGCCGGGCCCACGGCCUUGUCUCCUUCUCAGGCCUCUGGUGUGGUGACCCCAAGACCCCGGAUGUCUACACCCAAGUGUCGGCUUUUGUGGCCUGGAUCUGGGACGUGGUUCGGAGAAGUUCCUCCCCUUGCUCUAUGGGAUGCUCUAUGGGGGAUGUUUGAAUCUCAGCCCCCUACUGGGGCCGAGAUGGAUGGCAACCUGCGUCCAUUGGCUAGGAUCUGGAAUAUUCCACGGCUUGGCUGGAGACGGCGGAGCACCUGGCAUCCAUACAAAAUGAAGAGCUGUACUGAAGGCUAUCAAGACACAGGGCU